AAACCACUGACCUAUAAUAGACUAUAAUCGAAAUAAUUUUUAUAGACUCUUGCGCUCUUUAAAACCAGAAUUACAUUUUAAAAAGAGUUAAGGUUUAUUUGAACACAGUGAUAUUUUAAGAUCAUAUCAUUUUGACAACAGCGUAUUUGACCUUUCGUGUUAUUUGCCAUAUAAGGAAGAAAAAGCGAAUAAAGGCGUCAGAGGCGUGGCGUGCGGACUUCCGUCUUCCUCCACAGACCUCAUAUAAAAUGACGGCAACAUUGCGACCCUACUUGAAUGCGGUGCGCGCCACUCUUCAAGCAGCCCUGUGUCUGGAGAACUUCUCCUCUCAGGUGGUGGAGAGACACAACAAGCCUGAGGUGGAAGUUAGGAGCAGCAAAGAGCUUCUGUUGCAGCCUGUGGUCAUAAGCCGCAAUGAGAAGGAGAAGGUUCUGAUUGAGGGGUCCAUAAACUCUGUGAGGGUCAGCAUCGCUGUCAAACAGGCUGAUGAGAUUGAGAAGAUCCUGUGCCAUAAAUUUAUGAGGUUCAUGAUGAUGCGAGCGGAGAACUUUUUCAUCCUUCGGAGGAAACCUGUUGAGGGCUAUGACAUCAGCUUCCUCAUUACCAACUUCCACACAGAACAGAUGUACAAACACAAGCUGGUGGACUUUGUUAUCCAUUUCAUGGAGGAGAUCGACAAGGAGAUCAGCGAGAUGAAGCUGUCAGUCAACGCUCGGGCCCGAAUUGUGGCAGAGGAAUUCCUUAAGAAUUUCUGAGGAUUCCUUGUCUGCAUUCCGAAUACCCAUCAGAGAUUGGUGUUGCGUUGGUUCUUGUGGACAAAAACAUUCAACGUUUUUCAAAUCUCCACAGAGCAAAGGGGAAAGAGUUUAUUAGUUAGCAACCAAGCAAGAAGAUCUACAGGAACAACUGGCCAGUCUUGCAGUACUAUAUAUGCAGUCCCCUUUGCCUUCUGUUCAAGGUGCUCCUUGUGCCCAUGGAUAUUAAAAAUAUUACAUUUAGUCAAGAAUUUAUUACACUCGUUUUCUGUUGUUAGGGGAAAAAAAAUGAAAAGAAAACAGUCAAGGCAGGUCCUUAAAAGUAUUACCUGUAAUUAAUAUUGAUGGGCACAGGAAUCUUGUUGUUGGACUGUAGUUUUUUUGUUGUCUUUUAUAUACAUGUACUCACAUGCUUUCAUUUUUGUUACAAUGGGGAAAAAAAUCAGGAAUUAAUUCAAUGUUAAAGAGAGAGAAAAAAAAAAAUAAGAAAAUGGGUGUUUAUAUUUUGGCACAGCUAAACUCCAAUAUUAUAACUAUACAACAAAAAAAAACCUGUGUAAAACAUCAUGACAAUAAAUUCAAUAAAAAUAUAUUGUGCUU
Messenger RNA from Carassius auratus (goldfish), 1355 nucleotides. Its product is annotated as actin-related protein 2/3 complex subunit 4. The record is from RefSeq and is a predicted model, not a curated record. Gene Ontology annotation, cellular component: Arp2/3 protein complex; actin cytoskeleton. Gene Ontology annotation, molecular function: actin filament binding. Bases 249 to 755 code for a protein of 168 amino acids. The transcript has 7 exons. Lineage: Eukaryota; Metazoa; Chordata; Actinopteri; Cypriniformes; Cyprinidae. Gene Ontology annotation, biological process: Arp2/3 complex-mediated actin nucleation; actin filament polymerization.